UGUCACAGCCCCAUCGUGGUGGGGACACGGAGCUGCUGGGAUCGCACCAUGGCCUGGCUCCCUCUCCUGCUCACGGUGCUCGCCCACGGCACAGGUUCCUUGGUCCAGGCAGCGCUGACUCAGCCGCCUUCCGUGUCAGCCAACCCGGGACAAACCGUCCAGAUCACCUGCUCCGGGGGUGGGGGUAGUACCUACUGGUAUGGCUGGUACCAGCAGAAGGCCCCUGGCACUGCCCCUGUCACUCUGAUCUACUGGAAUGACAAGAGACCUUCAGGCAUCCCUUCACAAUUCUCUGGAUCCUUGUCUGGCUCUACGGGCACGUUAACCAUCACUGGGGUCCAGGCUGAGGACGAGGCCGUCUAUUACUGUGGUAGUUAUGAAAGCAACCCCUACACUGGUUCCACAGUGACACGGUGCAAUGGGGAAGUGAUACAAAAACCUCCUGCCAUGGCCGGAGCCAUUUGGGCAUUUCUGCUGUCCCCGUUUGAUGCUGGGGCAGUUCCCUGCCCUGUCCCAGCCCCACACUGCAGGGCCGAGUUCCCUCUCUGCUCCCUGGCUGGUACCCAGGGCACCGCCAGCUGCCUCCUUGCCUUGCGCCCAGCCCAGCCGUGCCAGGAGCCCCUGUGUACUAGGCAGCUACUUCUCCCCAGUCAGGGCUCAUUUUUGUCCAUAGGGGAUCCAGUUUCUUUGGGAAGAUGUUUUUAAAAGCCAUGUCAGGCAGUUUUUGGAUGGUUUAUACUCUGUAUGGCACAUCCUAUCCUUUUUCAUUCUCAUUCACUUCCAGGAAUGUCUGGAUGAGCCAUGUGGCAACAGUGGAGGGUGCCUGGCACGGCAUCUGCUGCUUGGCCCCAGCAGCUAAGGCAGAGCAGUGGUACAGCAGUGGUAUGUAGCCUCCCCGGUGUUCCUUUGGGACCAGCACUGCCUCACCUGCCCCCACUCCUGCCAAAGCCGCAUGCUGUGCAGGUGCUGAAGGGCCAACCCCCCUGGCACAUCCAGCACAGCAUCUCUACUUCUCCAUGUCUCUUUCCAAACUGAAAAGCUGGACUUUUGAGCUGAACAUUGUCCCCCUUUAAUGUCCUCCCUGAAACGGAACUGAAAAUACAUCGAAGUCUGAGAAAUGCUCAGCAACUGGUCAUCCACAAUAGAUGGUAUUGGCCUCAAGUAAAUGCUUUGCAUAGACCAUUUCAGUGCUUUUUUUGGCUAGUUUCAGACUGCACCAAUGCAUAAGCCUUCCCAGAGGCAAAGCAGACUUCUGAAACAGAAAGUGUUCCAAACCACAAAAUCUUCGAAGCAACGUUUAUUUCCUAGUGACUCAGGAGGUUCACUGAUUCUGCAUCUUUCUAUAACCACAUGCACAAACCACAGCAUCUGAAUAUUCUUGAGUUCAAUUUAAGUCAGUGCUAUGGAAAUUCAGCACUCCAA
Molecule: messenger RNA, 1422 nt
Organism: Falco peregrinus (peregrine falcon)
Lineage: Eukaryota; Metazoa; Chordata; Aves; Falconiformes; Falconidae
Product: Ig lambda chain V-1 region
Exons: 2
Coding region: 49-705 (218 amino acids)
Biological process (GO): immune response; peptide antigen assembly with MHC class II protein complex; positive regulation of T cell activation
Cellular component (GO): MHC class II protein complex
Molecular function (GO): MHC class II protein complex binding
Source: RefSeq, a predicted model, not a curated record